Molecule: messenger RNA, 1482 nt
Organism: Leucoraja erinaceus (little skate)
Lineage: Eukaryota; Metazoa; Chordata; Chondrichthyes; Rajiformes; Rajidae
Gene: slc25a46
Product: solute carrier family 25 member 46
Biological process (GO): axon development; mitochondrial fission; mitochondrial membrane fission
Cellular component (GO): mitochondrial outer membrane
Source: RefSeq, a predicted model, not a curated record
AGGAUCUGUGGUGGGAUGACAAUCCCCAGAAUGCACGCCGCCGCCGCCGCCGCCCGUUAUUUCCGGCUGAGGUCAUUUCCUGUUAUCGGGGGUGUUGACGCUUGUCGCUUUAUUCCCCCCCAUAUCUCCGCUUCGAUGUAUUCACGGCGGCCGCAAGAUUUCAGCGACGGACUGGGCGGCCGAGGUUGUGAGGAUGUGUCGGCGGUGGGUGGACACGCCGCCUCGGCAAGGGCAUGGGAUUGCAAUGACCCUUGGGCGACGGAGAGCCGGUUCCGGGCCCCGGUAGUCGGGCCUUGGGGAGAGAGAGCGGCGGCGGCGACUCCACCCCCAGCCCCAGCCCCACCUGGCACUGCGGGGGUGGCUGCCCCAGAAAACGCGGCGGGAUCCUCUGAUCAGUUAAACAGAUUUGCAGGAUUUGGCAUUGGUCUUGCAAGUCUCUUCACAGAAAAUGUUUUGGCACAUCCCUGUAUUGUUUUUCGGCGGCAGUGUCAGGUCAAUUAUCAUGCAAAAAAUUAUCAUCUUACUCCUUUCACCGUUGUUAACAUAAUGUACAAUUUCAGCAAAACCCAGGGUUUAAAAGGAUUAUGGAAAGGGAUGGGCAGUACGUUUAUUGUUCAAGGAGUAGCUUUGGGUACUGAAGGCGUCAUAAGUGAAUUUGCACGUCUUCCUAGAGAGGUUUCACAUAAAUGGAGUCCAAAACAAAUUGUUGGUCAUCUUGUACUCAAAGGGUUGACAUGUGCUGUGGCAAUGCCUUUUUACUCGGCUAGUUUAAUCGAAACUGUGCAGAGCGAGAUUAUUCGAGACAAUCCAGGAAUAUUUGAUUGCGUGAAGGAAGGUGUAUGCAGACUGGUGGGAAUGGGUGUCCCACACAGCAAGCGCCUGCUUCCUCUUGGAGUCUUAAUCUUUCCAACUGUCUUGCAUGGAGUGCUCCAUUACAUCAUCAGUGCCAUCAUUCAGAAGUUAAUUCUAUUUUUUCUACGGAGGAAGGCAUCACAUCAGUGCCCAGCUGAUGCUUCCAGUUCCAUACAGACUGUGCUGGACGCUUAUUUCCCUGAACUUUUUGCUGCUUUUGUUGCUAAUCUUUGUGCUGAUGUUAUAGUUUAUCCAUUGGAAACUGUACUUCACCGCCUUCACAUUCAAGGAACACGCACCAUCAUUGAUAACACAGACCAUGGAUAUGAAGUUCUUCCUAUUAACACCCAGUAUGAAGGAAUGAAAGACUGCAUUAAUGUAAUCAAGAAAGUAGAAGGCAUAUUUGGCUUCUAUAAGGGUUUUGGGGCAGUUCUUGUCCAGUACACAUUGCAUGCUGCUGUACUGCAGAUUACUAGAAUAAUAUAUUCGACAUGGUUGCAAAAUACCACUUAAUCCAGGAGUUUAAGAUGUCAUUGGUAAAUAACCAAUAGUCAUGAAGAACAAGUUAUUAAUUUCCUAUGGUGUAUGUUAGAAGCACUAAUAAAAUGCACUCUGUAACUAUUUAAACUA